Messenger RNA from Aureobasidium pullulans EXF-150, 2310 nucleotides. RefSeq lists its product as uncharacterized. Gene Ontology annotation, molecular function: GTPase activity; molecular adaptor activity; GTP binding. The transcript has 2 exons. NCBI's taxonomy places the organism in Eukaryota, Fungi, Ascomycota, Dothideomycetes, Dothideales, Saccotheciaceae. The record is from RefSeq and is a predicted model, not a curated record. Gene Ontology annotation, biological process: cytoskeleton-dependent cytokinesis. Gene Ontology annotation, cellular component: septin complex; microtubule cytoskeleton; septin ring. The coding region runs from base 1 to 2310 and encodes 769 amino acids.
AUGAGCCACUCGGAAGGUGUCUGGCCACGAUCGAAGAAACAGGCCUGUACCGAUGCAGGUACCGCAGGUAUUUCCGGACAUAACCUGCCACCAACCACCUUCUUCCUGCGAAGCGAGAGAGAUAUGAAGAAAGCCGAGGCGGAACAGAGUGCCAGUCAUGACCAAGAUAACAACUACGGUGUUGAGAGCUUGAAUGAGACUCUUGAGGCAGCCUUCGCCCCCAAGUCGCCAGACUCAUCCUCUUCUCCUUCAAACAAUCUUUAUGGCAAGAAACGAAAGAUUGGUAAUCCCGUCCACCCCAAAAUCGCUGCAGCCGCCCAACGCAUCAUAUCCUCCGAGGAACGCCCCACAUCGCGAAAGCCCUCAGUGUCCUCCUCUGCUCCUAGACCUUUGACCCCAUCACCAACCCGACGUCAUGUCAGGAGCGAGUCGCUCACAUCUUUGGGUCGUUCUUUCACGCCUUUACGGUUCAGCGACACCAGCACUCCGCGCUCACCUAGUGUAAAGAGUGUACGCCUCUCAGAUGAAGAAGGAAGCAUCAUCGACGAUACCGCCAGCCAGACUCUGCACUCAUCCAGCGAGGAAGACGAUGUCUUCGCUGACGAUACGCUCGUUGAGUCCAGUCAUCCAACCGAAGCCCAGAGCAGUAUACCUCAGCUAGUUAUGCCCAGCAUAUCCAUGCCUGCACGUCGUCCGUUUACGGAAAGAGGCAAACGCAUCCCUCGGCUCAGAAUCAUGGUUGCCGGUCCCUCUGGUGUGGGAAAGACGAGCCUUGUCAAGAGCAUGGUCCAAAUGUGUGAGGACAUUGUUCAUGUCGAUCCCAUCGUCAACGCCGAGUCGUCUUCAGCCUCGACUACAAAUACCGAGGACAUCUAUGAGACCUAUGCUUCGACCAAAUCGUACCCGUCAUGGUGGUCAGAAGUUGAACAGGGCCGUGGAUUAAGACGAAGAAAGAGCAUGGGAGAUUCCAUUCUAGAACGUAACAUCUGCUUUGUCGACACCCCCGGCUGGAAAAUGAGUGGACCCAGCGACCAAGAAAACAUCGAUGAUGCGGUCAAUACUAUCUCGCAAAGCAUCGAAGAUUCAUUACGAAAGAACACAUUGACAGGGGAAUUGAGCGACACAGAUCUUCUGAGUGUUCUAAGUGGUAGUGGAGGUUUCCAAGUCGAUGCCGUACUUUACAUGUUCCACCCGACCGCCCAUCAUAUAGGCCCUACGGAAAUCGAUGUUCUCCGACGUCUUUCCGCGCUUACCAACAUAGUUCCUGUCAUUGGCAGAGCCGAUACUUGCAAUGAUGAAAAUCUCAGGGACACAAAGACAGCUAUUCGGACUAGUCUCGAGGCUGCCGGUGUCCGAACAUUUACUUUCCAAUCACCAGAUGCCCACGAGGCCCCGACGUCGUCUCCCUUUGCAGUGUCUUCUGCUUUAAGCGAAGACAUCGAGAGUAUGGACGCAAGCGUACUAAUGUCUUCAGAAUACAUACAACCCCUGGUUUCGAGCGACCUCUCACGAUUGAUAGACCGCCUUUUUGAUCCUGACAAUGCUCAAUGGCUGCGACACUGUGCUGUAAAGAAGUUCAUCCAAUGGCGAAGAGACUAUCUACAGAAGUCAUUCGAUUCGCACAAGCGUGAGCUUCGCGAGCUUGCUCUUGAGCGGCUUGGAUGUCUGCAAGCAGACGAACCUGACGCUGCGCCAUCUUCCAUCUCUUCUGUGUUGUCCUCAUCAUCGGGCGUCAUGAUACCACACUUGACCACUCCAAGCCAGCGAGAGUCAUCGCCUGCUCCAUUCAGGCUCGUACCUGCCGGACAUCUGGGCACAACUUCGCAGUACGACUUUGGCCGCCGUCUCGAUGCUUACAAGCUGGACAGACCAAGUACACAAUUACCGGAAUGGGCGUACAACCUGAGGAUUGCACUGGACACCGAGGCCCAGGAAAGGAAGCAGCUUACCUUAGGCAUUCCCGAACGACACAACACUAACUCGGCCAUGGUAAAACCUGGUCACCAGAGACUGCCUAAAUCCGGGACCAGCAAUCUGGACGGUCUCGACUGCAAAGAUCCUCUAGGUUUACUUGCACUGGGCCAGAGAUUCAAUGGUAAUGAAUGGACGAUUCUGCAGGUGGUUGGAGGAUGCGGCGCUGUCGCUACGAUCUUGGUAUGGACCAUCAGGAAUUGGGUGACCAUGUCAGAAGCGUUGGGCAUUACCACGCCAAAUGUGCAGGUACCUGGUUAUGCAGUAGUGUCUGCCAGGGAUAACAGCAGGACUGCCCUGGAUUUCUUCAAGGCCUUCCUGACGGGAGGAAAGUGGUAG